Messenger RNA from Synchiropus splendidus (mandarinfish), 1772 nucleotides. RefSeq names its product NAD kinase 2, mitochondrial (gene nadk2). Gene Ontology annotation, cellular component: mitochondrion. The record is from RefSeq and is a predicted model, not a curated record. Gene Ontology annotation, biological process: NADP+ biosynthetic process; NAD+ metabolic process. Bases 252 to 1580 code for a protein of 442 amino acids. NCBI's taxonomy places the organism in Eukaryota, Metazoa, Chordata, Actinopteri, Syngnathiformes, Callionymidae. Gene Ontology annotation, molecular function: NAD+ kinase activity. The transcript has 13 exons.
CGUCAUGUUGGGAUACGUGCCAAGCUGCGUGCCGUCCAGUCCAGUGGACCAAACACCUUUCUCCUUGCGUGUUGCCUCAAUUUGAUUCCAUUUUUUUCGGCUGCAUGGACUCGGAUAGUGACUGGGCGUGUGUCUAGUGGACUUAGCCUUCAACCAUGAGCUGCAUCGCAGGAGGUCCGCCGUUUGCCUGGGGACCUUUUGCUGCCUUCUAAGUGGAAGAACACCGUUUUCACUGGCCUUCGCUUCUGAAUAUGACUCGCCGCUCCGUGUUGAAUCUGGUGUGUUUGGGAAGUCAUGCCGCGACCCUGAUCCCAGGACCCAGCGUUCGCCCGGUCCACACUGCAACACGCAGUCAUGCCUCAUCCCAGCCCUGCCAUGGGUUUAAACCUGGGAAAGUAGCCGUGGUAACCAAGACCACCCGCUAUGAGUUCGAGCAGCAGAGAUAUCGUUAUGCAGGUCUGUCUGAAGAGGAUCUGAAACAUCUGCUUGCUCUGAAGGGAUCCAGCUACAGUGGCUUACUGGAGAGACACAACAUCCACACCCACAGUGUGGAGCACAUAGUGAAGAGCCUGCAGACAGAAGGAAUUGAUGUUCGGGUGGUGAAAAGAGGAGAAUAUGAUGAUGAAGUUGUGCGAUGGGCUGAUGCGAUUAUCUCUGCUGGAGGUGACGGGACAAUGUUGCUUGUUGCCAGUAAAGUCUUGAGCAAGGACAAACCAGUUGUUGGCGUAAACACGGAUCCAGAAAGGUCAGAAGGUCACUUGUGCUUACCUGUGCGCUACACUCGUCAGUUCCCAGAGGCUCUGCAGAAGCUCUGUCGUGGUGAGUUCAGGUGGCUGUGGCGCCAGAGGCUGCGCCUUCAUCUUGAAGGUACAGGAAUCAACCCCACCCCAGUGGAUCUGCACGAGCAGCAGCUGAGCCUGGAGCAGCACAGCCAGGCCCACCGGAUCACCACCAGAGGCCGCCAGCAGAGAGCUGGAUCAGUACCUGAGAACUUCUCUGAGCACAGUGUCCUCCCCGUCAGGAGUCUGAAUGAAAUCUUUAUCGGAGAAUCCCUCUCCUCCAGGAUGAAGUUAAAAACCUUCACCCCCCAUGUCCAACUCUUCCCCCAUAGGGCUUCCUACUACGAGAUCUCUGUGGAUGACGGCCCGUGGGAAAAGCAGAAAAGUUCUGGACUCAGUAUUUGCACAGGAACCGGGUCAAAGGCCUGGUCCUACAACAUAAACAAACUGACUGAGCAGACAGUGGAGGAGAUCCUGAAAAUAGGAAAAUCUCAGACGUCUCUUGACAUCCCACUUAGUCGUCAGUUCAUUGAAAAUGUGACUGAUGAGUACAACGAGUCGCUGGUGUUCAGUCCAGAAGACAGACGUCUAUUCUUCAGCGUCAGAGAGCCCAUCGCCAACCGUGUCUUCUCCAGCAGUCGCCAGCGAGGCUUUGCCAGCAAAGUGUGUGUCCGCUCGCGGUGCUGGGACGCUUGUAUGGUGGUGGACGGAGGAACCUCUUUCGAGUUCAACGAUGGCGCCAUCGCCACCAUCAGCAUGAGUGAAGACGAUCAGCUCCGCACCGUACUUCUGAAGCAUUGAGAGGAAACAUAGCAAACUGGACUGAGGUCGGGGGCAAAGGGAAGUGUUGACUUUUAGCUUUUUUUUUUUUUUUUUUUAGCUAUUGUGUAUUUUCAAAUGUGACGGGUAACUUGUUUUUAUGUUUUUUAAACCCAUAAUCUGCUGACUGCAGAUCUUGCAGCUACAAUAGUGUCAUCUUUUGUCAAUGUAAAA